Sander lucioperca (pikeperch) is the source of this 1924-nucleotide messenger RNA. RefSeq names its product glucosaminyl (N-acetyl) transferase 3, mucin type (gene gcnt3). Gene Ontology annotation, cellular component: membrane. Gene Ontology annotation, molecular function: acetylglucosaminyltransferase activity. The record is from RefSeq and is a predicted model, not a curated record. Lineage: Eukaryota; Metazoa; Chordata; Actinopteri; Perciformes; Percidae. Bases 209 to 1465 code for a protein of 418 amino acids. The transcript has a single exon.
AUAUUUGUAUAUUUAGUAUCAUAAAAUAGUAUUGAAAAUGUGCUAGUGUAAGCUGAUCAUGUAAAUUCCUUCCACGCCUUAGUUUGACACACCUACUUAGGGGGCUGAUUCAUCUUGUGUUUAUUAACUGAACCGUGCUGCACUGAUCAAACUGUAACUUGUACUGAAGACAAGGUCACCUGUGUUGUAGUUACCUCAAGCAAGAAAAAUGUGUUUUUCAAGGUUGUUGAGGAGCCAGAUGUUGAGGACCCUCUCUCUCUUCCUCAUGGGUACGUUCCUUUCUUUUGUCCUUUGGGAAGCUGGCUUGAACAGGCAGUCAUCGUCUGAUCUCAUAAUACCACAGCAGUUCUCUAUUGAUCUGCCUGGCUGCUCGGCUAUCAUUAGUGGAGACGUCGAGGGCAAGCAAGGCGAAUUAGAAGUUCUUCUGGCAUCCAGGAAAAGACAGCAUCGUUUAUCUGAGGACUUCUACCUUAAUGUGACAAAGGACUGUCCAUCUUACAUUGAAAACAGAGGUUUCAUUACAGUGCCUCUGAGUCAAGAGGAGAAGGAUUUUCCCAUUGCCUAUUCCAUGGUGAUCCAUGAGAAGAUUGAGAUGUUUGAGCGACUUCUACGAGCUGUUUACACUCCUCAGAACAUCUACUGUGUGCAUGUGGACCAGAAAUCCUCUAAAGAAUUUCUGAAGGCUGUGGAGGCAAUUGUUUCCUGCUUUUCUAAUGUGUUUGUAGCCAGUAAAUUAGAAAGAGUGGUAUAUGCCUCAUGGUCCCGAGUGCAGGCAGAUCUGAACUGCAUGAAAGAUCUGCUGAACUCACAUGUCCAGUGGAGAUACCUGCUUAACACCUGCGGGACAGACUUCCCCAUCAAAACCAAUGGAGAGAUGGUUCAGGCACUGAAGGCCCUGCAUGGGAGAAACAGCCUGGAGUCUGAGGCCACCAAUGACUACAAGAAAAGCCGUUGGCAGUAUCAUUUCAAUGUAACUAACACUGUCAUCAAGACAAAUGUGAGGAAAAGUCCCCCACCUAUUAGCAGCCCAAUGUUCACAGGAAAUGCUUACUUUGUGGUCACAAGAGCCUUUGUGAAACAUGUGAUGCAGGACAGAGAGGUUCAGCAACUUCUGGAGUGGGAGAGGGACACAUACAGCCCUGAUGAGCACUUGUGGGCCACUCUACAAAGGAUGCCCUCUGUUCCUGGAUCAAUGCCUACCAACAUCAAGUACGAUAUGUCAGACAUGCAUGCCCUCGCUCGUGUGGUGAAGUGGAGCUAUUUAGCAGGAGAUAUGAAAGAUGGAGCCCCGUACUAUCCUUGUACUGGCACUUACAGAAGAGCAGUUUGUGUGUACGGAGUUGGUGACCUCCCGUGGCUCCUGAAACAACAACAACUCUUUGCAAAUAAGUUUGAUCCUGAGGUUGAUGAUAUUGCUAUUAGAUGUAUGGAGUCAGUUCUGCAUUUCAAAGCUUUAAAUCCAUGAGCCAAUCCAUCAUUUUGUAAAGCUUGCAAUCAUUUGAAACGUAAAAUAUAAUGUAUUAAGGAAACAGUUCGUAGUUAGAACAAGUAAAUAUAGAAAACCUAUUCAUUUAUUAUAUAUUGUCAGGGAUUUUCUAUUGAAAUGUCUUAAUAUUUAUAUAUCUUUUAAUUUAUAUUAUCCAUUUUAAAAUGGAAUGUAAAAAUAUUCUGUUAAUGUCAGUAUAUUAUGCUCUUAUGUAAUUUCUUAUUUUCUGUGCAUUUUUAGAUUAUAAAGAUGUUGAUGGAUGGAUCUUGCGGUCAUUUCUGUAUUUGUGGUGCCAUCUAGUGGAUUCUAGGUGAAAGAGAUACAUUGCAACAACAAAAAACUACAUUACCUAUAGCAAUUUGGUGAUUAUUUUAACUUUGUAGAACAUACUAUACACUUUAAGUGCUGCUGUAUAAUUAUAUCUAUAUGGUUACCACU